UAUGGCAAUGUUCCAAAUGGAAAUGGCAUUAAACCUAAUGGAUAUGGUGCAACCAGAGGAGGUUAUGGAACUGGAGCUGUUCCUAUUGGAUAUGGAGGCAAACCUAAUGGCCAUGGAGCUGGAGCCGUUGGUGUUAAAGGAUAUGGAGCCAAACCCAAUGGGCCGGGAGUAAAAAAUGGUGCAGCUCUUGGAGGGUCUGGAAGUAAACUAAAUGGAUAUGGAGGAAUUGGUGCGGGCCCAAACCCUCCAACCAACAAAGGAGUGGGAGCUGUGUCACCUGGCCAAGGUUAUGGGGGUGCUGGUGGAAUACCUACUGGACCGAUGCCUAACACAGGUUAUGGCCAGAUUCCGUAUGGAAAAGGUCCAAAGUUACCUGGUGCACCAGACGGAAGAGGUCUUAAAGGUGACGUUUUGUCACCUCAGCAACCAAGGUCAGCACCACAGGAGGGUGCUGCUCCUCAACGGCCAAUCAUAAGAGGUGAUAUGCUUCCUGCGCCUGAGCCUACAAAUGGUGGCCUUGUUCUGGUGACCCAAGACCAGUACCAAAGACUGCCCUCACCUGUGCCACAAGGGAAAAGCUACAAGCAGCUGAUGCCUCAAGGUUUUCCAGAGCAGAUUCCUGCAUUUCCUCAGGGCAAAGAAUCAAAGCUGGGAGAGCAUCCAAACACUGGUUCCACAUUCCCUGGUUCGCAAGACAAGAGUCUGAAAGCCGCACCACCAGCAGGGGUUCACAACCCGGCAGUAGAGACCCCCGGAGCUCUUCCUCAGGGUUAUGUGAUUGACAGCACCGGGCCCAAACAAAAAAGUGCAGAGGCAGAUGUGUUUGGGGUGGGCAACAGUGAGGGGGAUGCUGUUCCUCAAGACAUCACACAAGCUGCUCCUACAAGUUUUGAGAACACCCUCCUUGAAAGAGCACAGAGAGUUUACACCCCCCCAGAGGAGGGAGUCAAGCAUCUGGAGCCUGAGGAAGGACCUGACAAGCUUGGGGUCAAAGAGUAUGGAGGAGCUUCAAACUCUAAAGGACAGGGAGCUAAAGCAACCAAACCUGACUGUGGCCCUGGAGGUGCAAAUGGGCAGUGGAUGAAAAUACCUAGACCAGGACCUGAAGCAUCAGCAGGCACAAACACCAAAGGUUACGGAACAGGAGGAUAUACUGGGCCUCGAAAUGGAUAUGCAGCUGGCCUUGGAUAUCCUUUCGGAGGCAAGCCCCAGCAGCCAAUUUACAGACAAGGAGCUUAUCUUGGAGGACCUGGCUAUGGAAAAGGAAACUAUUAUGCAGGAAAUGCAGGCCCUGGAGAAGGUGUCAAUUCUAAAGCAGGCUAUCCAAACGGCUAUGGUGCUGGUUUACAGCCUGACUAUGCUAGUCUUGGCUAUGGUAUUCCUACUGCUGAUGCAAAAUCAGGUGGUGGCAUGCAGGUUCCUUACAAUGGUGCACCAGCAGUGCCAGCUGGACUAAAUGGCGCUAGUCAGACUGAGCCACAAUCAGCUGGUCUUGGUCCUAGUAGAAAGCAAGGCCCCGUUCAUGGCGGAAUGGAUGGCUUACCUUAUGGCGUUCAGACUGGGAUGGGUGCUGAAAACUCAAACGCCAAGUAUGGUAUUGGUGGACUGCAGUUCGGUGGCAACCCCUUGGCAGGAAAUGAUGGUGGAGGAAAUUAUGGUGGUGCUGGUAUGGGAGGGUUUCCAUAUGGAUACGGUGGCUUUCCCAACCUUCUAGGUUUUGGCAGUAAUGGAAAUAUUGCUGGCAAAUAUGGAUAUGGAAGAAUGCCCCAUGAAGCUCAGCCAGUUGGAUUUGUUCCUCAAGUCCAGUCUCCUGGUGCUGGCAUAUAUGGUCCAGCUGGUUCACCAUAUCAGUCAGGAGCUGUUGGAUUUGCACCAAGGGGCGGUGAUGGUUACUAUGUGCCACAAGGUGCUGAGCUUGGCAGUGAAGGAAAGCCUGCUGGGAAAUACGAUAACCAGGGAGUCCCCAUCUCACAGUCUCUUGAAUCAGCGUCUGAAAGUCAAUCUGGUCCACCUUAUGAAGCUCAGCCAGAUACCUCAGCCAAUACUAAUGUGGAAAGUGUUCCAGCACAAGCAGAUACAGGAAUGGCGACUAAAUAUGAAAAUGUUGGCUAUAUAAGUGGAAGCAAACUGCAGCCUGAAGUUGUUUCGCUACCUGCUGCGCCCACUCCCGGCCCUAUUCUGGAGUCUGCCCUCACACCCGCUGGAACAGAUGACCUCUCUUCUGACCUCACGGGCCCCGGCGGCCUCAUUUAUGAUUCUGCGGGCGUGGGUGACAAGCAGGCUCGGGGUUCAGAGCACCCGGACGACGCAGAGCAGCUGCCACGUCAAAUACACAUCCAGCAGCACCUCAAACUGCAUUUUCACCCAAAAGGGACCAAAGAUGCUAAUCACGAUUUGAAUGGCUUCUUCGGGAACAGUGGCUACAAAGGUUAAUGAUGCCCAUCCUUUCUCUUCCUGUCAUUGUAUGAUAGUUUUUUCAUCACUUGCUGAUUGUAUAUUCUAUUUACUCCUGCCCAUUACUAUUUACCAUUUUGUAGACACUUUGUUUUUUGUGCAUUUUAUACAUAGUUUUAUGCGCCCUGCAAUUUCAAUACAUCCUGCACUUUUGUGUUCAUGCAAACAAAUCAGAAUACUUCUAAUAAUGCAUUAUAAUUUAUUUGGCAUGGUAAAAUUGUAUUACUACCUGUAAGCAUGUGUUUUAUAUAUAUAUAUAUAUAUAUAUAUAUUGUAC
Molecule: messenger RNA, 2731 nt
Organism: Nerophis ophidion (straightnose pipefish)
Lineage: Eukaryota; Metazoa; Chordata; Actinopteri; Syngnathiformes; Syngnathidae
Product: fibroin heavy chain-like
Exons: 34
Coding region: 322-2433 (703 amino acids)
Source: RefSeq, a predicted model, not a curated record